AACGCCCGUUUGUUUGUUUAUAAAGAAUGUUUACCCCGGCAGCCGACAGGUAGACUAAGUGCGUUAACAUAAAAUGUGAUACGUUCUGUGCGUAGAGAAUCAUUAUCUAUCGCAUGCUUGACCGGCCUAGUUGUAGAGAUCCGUAGGGUGGCAGUAACAGUGUAAAGAAUGCUAAGCCUACCGAUCGUUGCCUGUUUGCUGAUUAUCAUUGGACCGGAGCCUUCGACGGAACGAACGCUGAGUUAUUUGCGGAAUAAGCCGAAACAGUGCGCACCAUUACCGGACCCGGUGCUGUCGGAUAUUUUAGGACCGGCGUUUAAUUCGCGCUACAUGAGCAUCGAGCGGCCGCCGGUGAUGGAAGACGAGCCCAUUCAUGGGGAGGGUGAUGGAAAGCGGGGCGUAUCGAAGGGUCUUUAUCCAUCGUUUUAUGUCGAAGAGGAUCAUUUGGUGGAGUUGGGAAAUAACCCAGCAUGGGCAGUUAAUCACACCAGAGAAACCGAUAACCCCGUGCUACGCAAACCACGGAGCGCCUACAAUGCACUGUUGAACGAUAUGGGCCGAGAGAGCGGCUCUUCACGGCCCAUCCGGGGACGAGGCCAGAAAAAGCCCAUCUCCAAACCGUGGGAGUGUGAAGGAAAAAUCCGGUGGAUCGAUCUAGGGUACGAGUACUAUCCACAGUACCUGAGGACGGUCGAGUGCGUGAAGAAGAGCUGCUGGUAUGGACAUUAUCACUGUGUACCACGAUCGUUUACGAUCAAAAUUCUCCGUCGACGCACCGGUGAAUGCGUACCAGCUGGACAGCUCCAGAACAUCGGCGUUGACGGACUGCCUGAGGAACUCCGUGAACUGUGGGUGUGGGAAGAACAUGCCGUCAACUUUUGUUGCGACUGUGCGGCACACUAGGACAACGUUUAGAUGGGAGUGACCACCGGUCCAUACUUCUACUGUAACUGAACGGCACACCAAGACAAUGUACAGCCAUUCCGGCUGGAUCAUGUAUAUAGUUUUUAUGUAAGCCUAAAUAGUGAUGUUUACUCGUUUUAAACUAACAACUAUUUGUA
Messenger RNA from Toxorhynchites rutilus septentrionalis, 1061 nucleotides. RefSeq names its product protein trunk-like. Gene Ontology annotation, molecular function: signaling receptor binding. The coding region runs from base 169 to 903 and encodes 244 amino acids. NCBI's taxonomy places the organism in Eukaryota, Metazoa, Arthropoda, Insecta, Diptera, Culicidae. The record is from RefSeq and is a predicted model, not a curated record. The transcript has a single exon.